Molecule: messenger RNA, 1362 nt
Organism: Sesamum indicum (sesame)
Lineage: Eukaryota; Viridiplantae; Streptophyta; Magnoliopsida; Lamiales; Pedaliaceae
Source: RefSeq, a predicted model, not a curated record
UUACUGAAAAUCCAGAUAUCAUCCGUCAAGAAAACUGCCACUCUCUCUCUCUAGAAAUACAGGAGCAGGCCACCCAAACUCAACAGAACUGCUCAAGCAGAAUCAAAACCUCCAUUUUUUAGAUAGAGAAAAGCCUCAUAACCAAUUGUACAUAUACUGAGAGAAAAACAACUGAUGGUGUUGUAGAUACGGAAAUGAGAACGUAUGCUUACAUGUAUAAUCGAUUGAUUCUUGAAUAUAUAGUUGGACUCAUGCACAUGAGCAGCUAGAAGAGGGAAAAUAGUUUCCGAAGUGUUUUCCUUGAUAUGUGGCGGAUCUUUUUUGAGCCCUGACGAAGAAAUCCUCCGUUUCUUGAUAAGGAACGGCGUCGGAUUUACUACUUCGAGUGAGUUUCUUGCAAUGUGAAGUUGAAUUCGAGUGAGUUUUUAGGAAAGCGGAUUGGGUGCGGUUAGGUGUGUUUUUCCGGUUCGGAUUGGGGUUUUUCGGGGAAAUAUUAAUCAGUUGAAUACGGAGAAGUAACAGUAAGGGGAUGGAUGAUAGAGGCGGCGGCGGUGGAUCUUUUGUGGCGGUGAGGCGAAUAUCGCAAGGGCUCGAUCGUGGAAGUGCUUGCCAUUCUACUUCUGCAGAGGCUGUGGCAGGAUCAGCUGCGUGGCUUGGGAGAGGCCUUUCAUGCGUUUGUGCUCAGAGAAGAGACAGUGAUGCUCGUGCAUCAUUUGAUUUGACACCUGGACAGGAAGAAUGCCUAGAGAGGCUACAGAACCGAUUAGAUGUUGCCUAUGACAGUUCUAUCCCUGAACAUCAGGAAGCUCUGUGGGCAUUGUGGCAUGCUGCCUUUCCUGGGGAGGAACUCCAUGGUUUAAUAUCAGAGCAGUGGAAGGAGAUGGGUUGGCAGGGAAAAGACCCAUCAACAGAUUUUCGAGGUGGGGGUUUCAUAUCUCUGGAAAAUUUGUUGUACUUCGCUAGGAAUUUUCCGAAAUCUUUUCAGGAGCUUCUCUGGAAGCAGGAAGGUGACCGGUCAUUGUGGGAAUACCCAUUUGCUGUAGCUGGUGUCAACAUCACAUUCAUGCUUAUUCAGAUGCUUGAUCUUGAAGCAGUGAAGCCUCGAACGCUUGUGGGAGCAACCUUCUUGAAAUUUCUUGCAGCAUUUGACCUUCUAUAUUGUAUAACAUUCAAGCUACUGGAUCAUGAAUGGCUUGCGAUGCGUGCUUCUUAUAUGGAUUUCAAUGCUGUGAUGAAAGCUACCCGCCGUCAGCUGGAGACGGAGCUUCUCCAAGAAGACAUCACAUGUCUAGAAGAGUUGCCUUCCUACAGCCUUCUUAGUCGGUAGCAUAAUAGGUGGCUUGAUGGUUUUGGUGAAAGGUG